UCAUUCUUCACCCCCAGUUGUGGACUGGCUCGCCCAAUUUUCCGACCUCCCCCCCCCAUUUCUUCAAUUCCCUUUAUUCACUGUUCACUUCCCCCCAUUCUCCCUGCCCUUACCCCAACGGGUUAUCUCCUUCCCUUGUAAUCGCCCGCGAGAAAGAGUGACCCGCUAUCUCAGUGCGUGGAUCGCACUUUUUACCUCACAUGGACAACGCCGCCGACAGUGAUAUGCUCGUCGACGAAUAUGAGCAGUAUCACCAGGAUCGAACCGACGAUGUCGUCGUCUCCCGCUCCGGAUCGGACGAACCGGGGUCGGAGCCCUCCGCAGAUGACCAUGCAGCAAUGAUGGCUCGGAUUUUCCCGAAAGAUCCGGAUCUGGAAACCGAAGAUGAGACCUAUCACACAUGGCAUAUCCAGGAUUGGCGGAAGUUGAAGAAGAAGGAGCACGGCCCGGUCUUCCAGUGCGCGGGCUUCCCUUGGCGAAUCCUGUUCUUCCCCUACGGAAACCAUGUGGAGCAUGCCUCCUUUUACCUGGAGCAUGCUUGGGACGGCGAACCGCCGGCCAACUGGUACGCCUGUGUGCAGUUUGCACUCGUCCUGUCCAAUGUGAACGAUCCCUCCAUCUACGUUCAUCACGUCGCGACCCAUCGGUUCCAUGCGGAGGAGGGAGAUUGGGGCUUCACCAGAUUCUGCGAACUGCACCGGCUGUUCAGCCGACCGUGGGAAGGCCGUGGCGUGCCCCUCGUGCAGAACGACGAAGCCAAGAUUACAGCCUACGUGCGCGUGGUUAAGGACCCGACGGGUGUCUUAUGGCACAACUUCCAGAAUUACGACUCGAAGAAGGAGACUGGCCUGGUGGGUCUGAAGAACCAAGGUGCUACAUGCUACCUCAAUUCGCUUCUGCAGUCUCUGUAUUUCACCAACCGCUUCCGCAAGGCCGUUUACCAGAUCCCAACCGAGGCGGAAGCCUCGCGCGACAAUAGCGCUUGGACGCUCCAGAGGUUGUUCUUCAACCUCCAAACCAGCGAGACUUCGGUGUCCACCACGGAGCUGACCGCAUCUUUUGGAUGGGAAUCGAGGCAGAUCUUCGAACAGCAGGAUGUCCAGGAAUUGUCGCGGAAGCUCAUGGAGAGACUGGAGGAGAGGAUGAAAGGCACCCCGGCCGAGAAGGCGCUACCCGAACUCUUCGUGGGCAAAACCAAGACCUACAUCUCCUGCAUCGACGUUGACUACGAGUCGUCGCGUGUGGAAGAUUUCUGGGAUAUCCAGCUGAACGUCCGCGGCAACAAGACUCUCGAUGACAGUUUCAAAGACUACAUCCAAGUCGAGACCCUCGAAGGGGAGAACAAGUACGAUGCGGGUCAGCCGUAUGGUCUACAGGAUGCCAAGAAGGGUGUCAUCUUCGAGAGCUUCCCCCCGGUCUUGCACCUUCAUCUGAAGCGCUUCGAGUACGACAUCAACCGCGAUGCUAUGAUGAAGAUUAACGACCGUCACGCCUUUCCUAUGGAGUUUGAUGCCACCCCCUACCUUUCAAACGAUGCCGACAAAUCCGAGCCCUGGAUUUACGAGCUGCACGGUGUGCUGGUUCACAGCGGUGAUCUCAAUGCCGGCCACUAUUACGCUUUCCUCAAGCCGACCAAGGACGGAUUCUGGUACAAAUUCGACGAUGACCGCGUGACGCGGGCCACGGACAAAGAGGUGCUUGAGGAGAACUACGGAGGCGAAUAUGAGCUGACCAACGGAGCGGCCGGAGUCCGACAACCAUACACUCGCGGCUUGUCCACGAAACGCUCGAUGAACGCCUACAUGCUGGUCUACAUCCGUAAGACCAGACUGGACGAUGUGCUUGUGCCCAUCACCAAGGAGGAUGUCCCUUCUCAUAUCGAAAAGCGUCUCGUAGAGGACCGGGCCGAGCAGCUUCGUCGCAAGAAAGAGCGGGAGGAGGCCCACCUGUACAUCAACGUCGGAGUCUUGACGCAGGAAUCUUUCCAGUCUCAUCACGGAUUUGAUUUGACCAGCAAUGACUUGCCCGCCAGCGAUCCUGCCGUCCCGACGCAGUACAAGGCACUACGGGCCCAGAAGGUCGGCGAAUUUGCAGAGCAGCUUGCCGAAGAGAGGGGCCUCAAUCCAAGCCACAUCCGCUUCUGGGUCAUGGUGAACCGCCAGAACAAGACCACCCGCCCUGACCAAGUCAUACCGGAUCCCAAAAUGACUCUUGAGGACGCCUACAACCGUUUCAGCACCAAGGGGAAUCCCUUCAAGGUGUACAUGGAGGUUGGCAAGCCAUCGGCCGACGGAACCGUGGCUUGGCCUGAUGGCAAAGAAUCGAUACUGGUCUUCCUCAAGCACUUCGAUGCUCCCUCGCAAACCCUCACCGGCGUGGGCCCCGUUUAUGUCCGCAGGACGCAAAAAGUGAGCGAGCUUGCUCCCGUCAUUCUCGAACGCAUGGGCUGGCCCGCCGGCACUGAAUUUAUGCUAUACGAGGAGAUCAAGCAUAAUAUGAUUGAUGUCAUGAAGCCGAAGCAAACCUUCCAGCAGUCGGAGAUUCAGGAUGGUGACAUUAUCACCUUCCAGAAGCAGAUCAAGGAGUCUGAAUUGCCGGCGACCGCCCUGUACACCGAUGCGAAGCAGUUUUACGACUACCUACUGAACAAGAUCACCGUUACUUUUGCUCCGCUCAAGUCGGAGGAGGGCGAAGAGUUCAACCUCACUCUGAGUCGGAAGAUGACCUAUGAUCAGUUUUCGAAGAAGGUCGGCGAGCAUCUGAAUGUGGAGCCCACGCACAUUCGCUUUGCGCCGGUCCUCGCCAGCACCGGCAAGCCCAAACAGUUCAUUAAGCGAAACCCUAACCAGAACAACCAAACUCUGUACCACAUCCUGAGUGGGCAAAUGUCCACCUAUGGCUACAGCAUGCAUCGCCAGGACGCCCUGUAUUACGAGGUGCUGGAAACAAGCCUGAGCGAUUACGAGUCGAAGACUUGUCUCAAGGUCACGUGGCUUCCGGAAGGUAUCACGAAAGAGCAAGUUGUGGAGGUCCUUGUUCCCCGGGAUGGGACCAUUGCCGACGUCAUUGCCGGUGUGCAGAAGAAGGCCAACCUGGAAGACAAUGCAGACAUCCGGGUAUAUGAGUCCCAUGGCGGCAAGAUCUACCGGGAGUUCCAGCCUGACUCAAAGAUUGCGGGCAUCAACGAAUUCGUGACGCUCUAUGCCGAGAAAUACCCCGAAGAGGAGCUCAGCAUGCAAGAGGGUGAGCGGACGAUUAAUGUGUUCAACUUCGAUCGUGACGUCAGCCGACCGCAUGGUGUGCCCUUCAAGUUUGUCAUGAAGCCUGGCGAAAUCUUCAAGCAGACCAAGGAACGCCUAUCGAAACGAACGGGGAUCAAGGGCAAGCAGUUUGAGAAAAUCAAGUUUGCUGUGCCUCAGAACAUGUACACCAAAGUACAAUACCUUGAAGACGAUGAUAUCCUUUCCGACAUCAUCGGCGACUCGGACGACCUUCUGGGUCUUGACCAUGUAAAUAAGAACCGCAGCUUUUGGAGCCGGAGCGAGUCAUUCUUCAUUCGAUAGAUAUAGGGCUUGUUUUGACGGUUGUGUUUGUAUUCGCCCGAUAUUGCUGGACAGACUUGCGAUCAGAUGCCUGACCAGCAGACCUGGUUGCGAAGAGAGCAGUAAGUCUUUAUGUUAUAUGCUACGGACUGGAUGUGCGGUGGCGGUCUUGUUGUCUACAACUAGUUCUUUGUAGAGGGCGGGCCUAGCAGUUAUAGCAGCCAUUGCCUGGUGGCUCUUUCGCGCGAGAUGAGUUAUGUAUGACUUAAUUGACAAUUGUGUGCAUUUAACA
Messenger RNA from Aspergillus fijiensis CBS 313.89, 3834 nucleotides. Its product is annotated as ubiquitin-specific protease UBP15. The record is from RefSeq and is a predicted model, not a curated record. The transcript has 11 exons. Gene Ontology annotation, molecular function: cysteine-type deubiquitinase activity; cysteine-type endopeptidase activity; protein binding. NCBI's taxonomy places the organism in Eukaryota, Fungi, Ascomycota, Eurotiomycetes, Eurotiales, Aspergillaceae. Gene Ontology annotation, biological process: protein deubiquitination; regulation of protein stability. Gene Ontology annotation, cellular component: nucleus; cytosol. The coding region runs from base 201 to 3563 and encodes 1120 amino acids.